CCGGAGUGUAAGGACCUUAACAGGCAACAUUUAAGUUUGACAAGUGAUUUUUUUUUAAUAUAUCAUGAUAUGUAUCGAUAUCGACUGAUAUGAAAAAUAUCAUGAUAAACUUUUUCUCAUAUCACCCAGCCCUACUCUUAAUGUAAUAGUAACAUCACUCCAGCACAAGACACACCAAUAAAGAAACAAAGGUAAACACUCCCUAUUUCAGCUUAUUCUACCCUCACAGACCCCUAAUAGGUCACAUCAUAGCAGGAGAUAUCAAAAUAGAGGGGCAAUGUCCAUAAAGUGUGCUCAUAGCUAACAAUUCAAUCUUAUGCAUAAAGAAAAAUGUCCAUACAAAACACAUGCACAUGAACUCUGUAAAUAAGGACAGCUAUUUCCCUUAACACAACACAAAUGGGUGUUUCAUCAAAGUCCGGCUGACAUGUGAUGCCAGCGUUAGCUCCCGAAAAGUCACCAAGGGGUUCGUGUGUCCAUACACAUCUUCACUCUUGCUAAUUAAUCCGUCUUUAUCACAGCAAACAGUCUCUGUAACAGCAGAUAAGAAAGGUUGUUGCUUUCGUUUUGUCUCAUGUCCUUAAAAUGUAUCUGUCCUCCAGUAACCACGACAGCUUCGUCUUCCACGGCCAUGAGAUCCCAGUCAAGAUUUCAAACAAUCAAAGGGCAAAACUUAGCCCCGAAUUUUGCCUGUCAGCUCACAUUUCAUGAAACAGCGUUUGCAAAUUCUCAGUUUGAAGUGACUGAGACGUUUCAAAAUAAACGAAAGAAUCAGACGUUGGUUUGGCAAGGCACAUUUGUUCAAAAAGCGAAACAGAAAAUGCCUUGAAUACAAAACUCAGGGCUGAGAAAAUACCACGAAGACUGUUUUGGUAACUACUCUAGCAGCUUAAAUCUGUGCUUCAUGCCGCAAAAGUCAGGUAAUUAGCUUGAUAAAUAUGAAAAUUCGGGCUUAUCUAAGCAGUUAACCUCGUAAAUACUUUCAGCAAUGAGGAGUAAACUCCACGUAACCGAGUGAUGUUUAAGUUCCCGAAUUUUAGCAUUUGUUUUAGAUGUCUGAACCGGGAGUGCAUGUUAUAAACGAUAACCAACUUAGAAAACUAGUACUGUUAGCUAGCUCUUUGUUGAAGUUACCAACCGCUACUCAGUUUGUAAAGCAAAUAAGACGCUACUUCUUGUGUUGAAUGUAAAUAUCCGCCUGUAAAUGUCAGAAAAAUCUGGUUUAACUCUUAACAGUCGGUGGUGGUUUGUCGUUUGCCUGUGUGCCAUGGUGACACAGGGGUGGGUCUUCACUCCUCAAGUUUUGCGGUUUCCAAGGUAACAGACCCCUGUGGCUGUGAGGUCUGCCUGCGAAAUCUCCACAGCCCUCUGAAACCCUGCUGAACCGACCGAAUAAAUGCAUUCAAGUCAAAUAAAAGGUAAGUCUGCCAUGCAUUUAUGUUAAAAAAGAGUUACUUUGACCUCAGGUAAAUGUUCACUGGCUUUUGGUUUGACUGCACCGUGCUCAUGACUGAAAAUAUCCCUUUACUCUGUCUCGACCCACCUGCUGGACUGGUUGGACUUGGUUAACAGUUGUUGAGAUUUACCUUACGACAGAGGCCUCAGUGUAUAUUCUUGUCUUUCUAAGUUGAACAUUUUCUUUGAUCUAAUCUUCAUUAACUGUUGAGUUGUAAGACCUGUUGACAUCGUGAAAAGAUGCAAAGCAGAAUUUCUCCAAACCUCCAAAUUUGGUUGUUUCAUCCAGUAUUUACUCCAAAGUUCAGAAAUAUUAAUUAACAUCUUUGGAGCUUUCUGUUUUUAAAGGGUACUGUCACUUCACAAGUGGGAGGGAUGAGCAAGGAAGCAUGUCAGUUUAGGGUUAGACCACAAAAUAUAUAUAUAUUCAUACUACAUGUUCUCCUUCCUACAUACUGUACAUUUAAAGCUCCUGUCAGGACAUUUUUUGAUGUUUAUGAAAUAGACAGCUUGAAAGUAAAGCUUCAACGUAAAGGUCAUACAAAAUGAAUGUAGAAUGGCACUCAAAUGCCAAAACUGAUUAUUUAAUCGGCGUUGAUUAAUUUUCUUCUUUUAAAUUAAUUUUCUUCUUUUAAAGGUUCUCAAUUGGGAAAUAUGAGCUGUCAUAUCUGAGCCCCCAGACCAUCCUGAACUGCUCACUGUACUUUUGGUAGCCUCUGUGUCAGCUCAGCUACACUCCUGUUCACUUUAAUCCAAAUUCAGACAGUGUAACCCUGUGAAAAUCCACGUAGUGUGUCUCUUGGCCUGGCUGACUGCCUCUCUGACAGCUUUGGAAAUGACAGCAGAGCUUAGCAGAAAACUUCCCUCUCUUUUUUUUAUCUGUUUGCCACCUUCCCUUCCUCAUUCUGUCAUGCUUUUUCUUUCCUGGUUUAACUAUCUCUUCUUCCCUCGAUCACACUCCAUCUGGCCAUCCAGGAUGCAGUGUUAGCUCGCCUGCCUGUCAGGUGAUUACAGCCAUGCUGCUGUCUGGCUGUGAGGAGGUGAAGAGCUUAGUUAGCCUCCUGUCCUGAAUGUAUUCUGAUGAUCAUUGUCCGUUCACAAUGCUGUAAGGGCUUUAGAGCAGCUUAAUUCUCCCCCAUCUGGCAGCUAAGAUAAGUCUGUAGUUUCUGCGGAUGAACAGGGAGUGUGAGCAGAGUAACAGGUGAGUUACUUCUUUAUCUUUAAAUAACACUGGAAGGCUCGAAAAUGUAGUAGUUGUGUUACUGAAUGAGGAAAAAAAAAAGUGUCCCCAAAAACUCAAAUAGUUUUGUUGAAAAAUUCUGCAUUGCACAAGACCUUCUAUGAUUUUAUUACAUUCACUUUCAGCUCAACAAUAUUUUUGUGCCCUUUUGAUCCCCCCAGGUGAUUCAUGCUCUCUUGUUCAGUGUUUGUUGCUUUGGCGCAGCAGCUGUUUCCUCUGUUCCUUUGGUCAAUUCUGUUUCAUGUGUUCGUUUUUAGAUGAGUUGUCACAUAGGUCGAACUGAACACAGCUUAACUGCUGUCAACUUUCAUUUGUUUCAUAGAUGUUAGUGGAUAUUGGACUGUUUUCACUGUUGAGUUAAGAAUAUCCCCUCACUGCUGUCACUUGUUCUGGUGUAAAUUAUGCUUGGUUUUCAAAAGCGGAUGUAAAUGAUCGGAGUCAAUCCUUGAUCUGCCAGGGAAAUCUCCAGAUUGGCUCUGAUACAGUGGUUGAGCUGUUCGUUUGGUGCUUCGCUGCUUUAUGCAAGAUUUUUUUCUUUUUCUUUCUUUUUCUAUUUUACAUCGUCAGUUUAAAAACAAGCAUGUAAAAUCUGAUUUCUAAAGGCAAAUAGUCAAUUUUUUACUGCAAAUAUCUGAUAGCCAAAGUUAAAAGGGACCACAAGAGUAGAGGAGUAGAAGUCAAUAGUUGCGUAACAUCCUGGUACUCAGGGUGCUGGAAAAGAAUAAAAAAUGUCAUAAUCAUAGCCUUCGCUUCAGCUCUUCUUAAAGAAAGUUUUAUUUUCUGCAUCUCCAUCCUCAGUUGUUUACCCAACAAACUGCACCCUCAUUCCUUGUGGUCUGCUUUAAAUGCAUGGUGAGUUUGCUGUGUUGGCCGGCAUGCAGACCUUCUUCUGAUCUGUGUAUGAAAGGCUCGUGGAGAAAACAUGAUGCAAGUUUGUCAGAGCUCUACACUUACUAAGCCUUGUGUUUGUUUUUAACUCAGUCAAAACAAGUGUCUCUGGGUGUGUGUAUGCAACAAACAUACUCUGCUGACAAGUGUGUGUGUGUUUGUGUGUUUUUCCUGUUGGAUGAGAGACACUGUAAGAGGCUAAUAAUCUUCUUGCAUUAAUCCGUUUGCUGAUGAAAGAAGCAAAGAUGCUUGCAGACCACUUUUCUUAAUGAGAAUCUGAGUGCUGCUGUACAGAAUUUCCUUCCUGCUUUUCAAUGCUGAUUUCAUCACAUCAAGUUAAAAGCAGUUUUCCUGAAAUAAGAAGCUUCUUACAUGUUUUUAAGUUCUGAGAUUUACACAGUAUUUGGACAUUUUGUUGCUGGCUGCUGACACUGCUUAAAAAACCUAAAACUAAAUAAUGCAGUGUUCAGAUGUAAUGCUAUGAACAGUGCCUGGCUAAAUAGUGGUAUGGUUGUAGUAUGAAUAAUAAAAAAUAUAAAUAAUAACAAAUUAAUAGCAGAAACAAUGCUUUGAGUGAUUUUCAGAUAGCAGCAACAUGAAGUUUGUCCAGUGGUGUUCACUCUUAUCUGCAGUUUACAUCUCUCAAACUGUCUGAGCAUCAUAGUCAAAUAUUGGUUGAAGUUUAGUUGAAAUUCUGAGUGGAGAUAGGUUAGGGCCUCAGUGUUGGAGACUGUAAUAGAGAUGAGAUCUUUGUGGUGUAGUGGUCUCACUCUGUGAAGUCUUGUGGAUGUGUUUUAUUGCUCAAGCUGAAAAGCUCAGCUCCUGGUGAUGUUGUGGUGUUGCCAUAGUGAGUGCUGCAGCUUCACACAAACACUUGAAUGAAUGGUUCACUGUGAAUUAGGGGUUAAAUCCCGGCUUGGGUACAUGAAUGGUGCACAUAACAGGUCUAGUUUCAAACUCAGUCCCUAAAAAGCAAGAUAACAGUUUUUGUUGUUGUUGUGGAAUUGAUUUGUAUAGUAUUAACUUUUUUUCAACGUCUGCGUUCCUUAUGACGGCAUUUCUUUCCUCGUUAUUGACCCUCAAGACUUCAAACAAUAGUCAUUCUUCAUGUUGGAGAGUAUUGAACACUAUAUUGAUGAGGGAUGCAGUGUGGGAAACAUUAUUGAGAGCUGAUGCCUGCAGUGUUUAGUGUUUCUAGAGGACAGCUCUGUGAGCUGCAUAGUCUCAACUGCUGGUCUGCAGUCAGUUAUGACUUUUUUAAACUAGUGUUGUCUUCGAAUAAGAUUUUAGUUAUUUUCAACAUUUAUUUAUCAAUUUACCACCAGUUUGGUAACUCAUUGAAAGGAAAUUGCAGAAACAUUCAGUGUUUCUCCUCUCUCCUGAAGAUCUGUAACGAAUCUUUUGUUUAACAGAUACUAAUUUCUGGUGCUAUUUGAAGUUUCAGCAGCGUCCAAAGAUAUCUCCUGUCAUCAAGACUGACCAGCACGUCCUCCUUCCCUUCACUAAAAUGACCUACAAUCAGUGAACUUCUGUAGCCAUGGCUUUGAAAGUGGACCCCUCUGCAGAGCUGGACCAACUAGAAGAGACGCAGAAGGUUCUUGUGCCUGGCUGAUACAGUAACUGAGGUCUGGGCAACAAACUGGCCAAAAUGGAGAGACAAUCCAACACCACAGCAGGGAUUCUUUUCUGGACCCCUGCCCCAGCUCGCACCUCACCCCCCAGUUCUGCGAUAUCUGAGGAUGAGCGGGAGCAUGAGGAAGAGGAACAAGUGGAGAAAGGUGAUGACUUUGUAAGUCAGAUGGAUGAGAAUGGCAUCAUUGGACUGACAGAAGCUCUGGAAGAUGUGGAGGUGAGGGAAUCUUGUGAUGAACUGGACUCAGAAUUUAUUGCUGAUUUGAACCCUGGACCCUUCACACCAGAGGAGGAAGACUUUCGAGACCUAAGAGAUCAGUCCAACAGUGAACCAUGGCUAAAGUGGUUACUUCCUGGGAGCGACAAGUACUUGGACAUGAUGGAGAAGGAGGAAGAUGGAAAAAAAACAGGGAAGAGAGGCAGGAAGCUGAGGGAAGAGCACCUUGGUAUUAUCAACGGCUUGACUGAGAGCCAAAUGUCCAAAGUUGAGAAUGUGCAGACCAGCCCUGAGCAGUCAAGUAGUGCUCACCUGCCGGCUAUGGAAACUCUUAAGGUCUCAAAUCAUCACUGCCCUGUAUCCCAGCCUGCCUCAUCUGUCACCCGCCCAACUUUCCCUCAUCUUCUCCACUUCAUCGCGGAGGAAAUCCUUGCUGCCCCAGGGAUCCAAGCUGAAACUUUACCAGACAUGAGCUCCUCAGAAAGUAUACAAGAUUCACCCAGGAGCCACACAAGCCUCAGGUCCAGCCCUCCUUGUCAUGAAGAAAAACUCAGGGCCUCUCCUCAGCCAUUAGCUCUGUUUUCUGACGGUUUGUCAGAUACAUACAGUAGAGGAACUAACAGGCCCUUAAAUGGAACUGUAAAGCCCGAUAGACAUCAUAAACAGCCUACAUCCUCUCCAAGAACGACAAGGCUGCCCUGUCCUAAAGCAAGUUAUUCAAAGACUCAAUGUCUUAGCACAGAUGGGGCUGAUUCCUCAAGGCAGACUAAAAGUUUGAACAGAGAAUCUAGAGCCAAGAAUAAAGCUGCCAAAGUAGAUGAGACCAGGUGAGUUUUAUUUCCAAAGACUUUUUCAACAAACUUUGCUGUGAGAUUUUAAGAAUUGUGUCAUAUUUCCAGAAAAGAGUCUUUAAGCUACCCUACACCAGACUUUUCCAAGGUGGAGCCAAGAGUUCGUUUCCCCAAAGGUGGCUACACGCCCCCCAAGAGCAGACGCUCCUUCAGGAGAGACUCCCUGUCUCCUGAGUCCACCUUUGUUUUUAAAUCCCCUGCUGCAGAAGUCUCACUGAACACAAUGGAUGGAUCAGUACCACCAGUCUCCUGUGAACCAACAAGCAGUGCCCUGAUCUCCAUUGUGCCUCAGGAGUCUAGACGCAAGCAGCAGGCCACCCCGCUGAUUCAGCAACUGCAGGUACUAAUAGUGAUGACAUCUACAGCAGUCAUUUUUUUUACUUUUUAGUCCCAAAGCAUAAAGUUAUCUCAAGACACUUCACAGAAGGAGCAGGCCUAGACUGCACUCUGUGUUAAAACACUUACAGAGUUUAUACUAUGGGUCUGCCCUGAGCAAGCCCGGGACAACCUUGGCACUAAUUGCAUGGUAAACAUUCAGUUAAGAGGCAGGUAAGUUGCAGACUCAUCAACAACAACCAUCUGCCUCAACUGGCAGAGUGGAGAAGUUUAGAGACAGAAGAGAGUCAUUUCCAUAAUUGAGAUUAUAAUAAGGUGUCAAUUUAUGCUCACAUAUGGUGUGAGAUGUUGACAGUUCAUCUACGCAGAUACCUACACAGCUUCAGAAAACAAGCAUACAUAACAGUGUGUUACUUACAAGAGAGACUUGAUCAUAUUUGGCCGUAAAACAGCCAGAGAGAGACAGAAAAAAAAUCUGCACAUUACUUUGGUAAAAGUCACUUACUGUAUGUCGUUUGAAAUACUAAAUUAGCACUUAUAUUUUAAAUCAAUGUGUCAGCUGCAAAUUGCAAACACAUUGCUGCUGAUUCUCAGAGGCAGAGUAGGCAAGCUCUUUAUACCCUCCCAGUUUCUGUAGCAACACCGCAGUUAAACAGACACCAAGAGCUCAGCAGGGAAAUUAAAUUCAGAUGUUUGUUUACUAUCAGGUAAAUUAAAAAGAUUGAAAUCACUAUGUGGUACUUGGAAGAAGGAGUAAUUGAAUAGACAAAGUUUGGCUGCUGCUCAGAGCUGCACUGUGCACUUUAGUCCUGACAGUGCAAGUUAUAUACUGUACUAGGCUACUUCAGGCUACUUCCAAGAGCAGAGCAAAAAGUAGUUAAUUCAGAUGGGAAAAAAAACACCCCGUUGUGUGUAAUGACACAGCUUUAAUGUAAAGCCAGAUGAAAUCCUUAAUUGUCAUGAAUAAAGUUACUUUUAACAAAUAGAGAGACUGAGAGACUCAAUGUUCAGAAACACUAAUUCAGGUCACAGAGAGCUGGAAUGUUUGGUGGAUCACUGACAAGUUAAGACAUGACCAGGUUUAUACAACCAAAUCUCAGUAGGCAGGAAAGAUUUCUCUUUAAAUGUGCAUAGCUACUGGUACUGGUGUUUGUGGACCAGGUAUUAUUUGCAAAGAAAGAGACAUAUUUUGUUUCAACUAUGCAUAAUGUCUUAUAUAAUUGCAUGCAGACACCAGAUUUUAACCCUGUGUUCAUGCUCUGUGAACUAGAAAAUGUCCUUUAAUGAAUUAAGCCCAAAGUUUUAGAACACAGUGAUGUUUUGAAUAUGACACAAACUUUAAUUUAACGUCUCUGAAAGUUAACAAUUGUGGUUUGGGCUUUGUCGUCACUGCUAAUAAGCAAAGUCCCCAAACUGUUUGAAGGACACUGCUGUAUAGAAUAUGCCUGCGUGCUGAAGCAUACAGAUUUACUUUGUUAGAGCCAGCAGGCUGAAAGAUGAAAAAUCAUACCCACAUGUUUUUCUGUGACCAUCUUGUGACCCAUAAUGUUCCCUUCACUCUCACUGGUUUCUCAACUUUUUCAUCAACUUUUCUUUUUUCACUUUCUUUUCAUGUUUGUCUUUUUUCCACCUCACAUACCUCCCUUUUUCCUCCUCUUAUUUCUUACUCCAACUGUUCUUAUUUCCUCUCCGCUGCAGGAGGACUACAAUAGACUGCUGAUUAAGUAUGCCGAGGCGGAAAACACCAUUGAUCGUCUGCGUCUGGAAGCCAAGGUAGUUAAUCUAGAAAUCAGGUCUAUAAUUCAUCACUUUUAUAAUGGUGUGCAGUGGUGCAGAGUUUUAAAAACAGCACAUGUACAGAUUUAAUUUUGCUUUUCAUCUUAAGUCACCACAACACUUCAGCGCGGAGGGAAAACUUCCCGAUAAUGCACAAUUAAGUUUCCUUGAACAAGAAUUUGAAUCAUGAUUGGCUGUAUACUCCAUCAUACAAAAAACAUGAAUACUAGCAUAACAGUUGUAGUUUGUGUUUACUCAAAAUUAUAGGUAAUAUGGUGAAAGUCAAAAUAAGACAAAGUAACCAAAAGUAAAACAAUGUAAAGUGUCAAGGAGAAUCAAAUGAAAGCCUGUUUGAAAAUGAGUUUAUAGAUAUAGUGAAGUCAGAGUGAGUACUUUUUCAUUUCAAGAUAUCCUUAAUCAUUUAGUGGCUUUGUUUGAACUGUAUUCCUACAGAACAGACCUGCAGCCAUCAAACAGGCCCAGUCCAGACAGUGUCAGCACAUCACAGACAGAGCAGUGAGUCAGAGAGCAUAAUUAGAAAUCUCAGAGAAGGAUGACAAUGAAGGAAGAGAACUGGAGGAGUUGUAAAGUAGCUCUAUUAAAGAAUUAUAGAUCCCUUUUCUGUUCAAGCUGCAGCCCCAAUCUCAUAAUCAGCACCAAUUAAAAUCAGAUUACUGAGCCCCCCACGACCCUCCACCCUCCCUUCAUCUCCUUUAGCCCAGCACUGAACGACCAUCUGUCUCCCCCUCCCUCUUUAAAACUGGAUCUCACAGGCAUGCUAGGAGGAGAGGCUUUACACUGAAAUGUUAUUUUUUACAGCAGGUGAUGAUAUUUGGUGCAGUUAAUAAUUUUAUCUGACCCCAAUUUAGGAAUGUUAAUCAAAUUAUUUUAUGACAAACUCAAAAAAAGUCAACAUUUACUUCACUUUAAUGCUCACUUGAAUUAAAAUCUUCAACUAAUCUUUGGUAGUCCCCAGUCAAAAACACCUGAAUAGAUUUUACCUGAAGUUUCUUAGUGCCUCUGCCUCUAGUUUAUUCCUCUUUUUUGACCCCAGUUUUCAGAGUCUUGACUCUUAACUGUAAAAAAAAAAGCCCAACCAUCCAACAAUGAGAGCGGGGAAGAAAAACAAAAGCAGCCGACAGUUAGCGGCACACUGGGUGAAAUAUAGCCGGAGAGCAUAAUGUGUUUUAUGUCUUUUGUGUUUGUGUUUGUGUGUGUGUGUGUGUGUGUGUGUGCGUGCGUGCGUGCGUGCGUGCGUGCGUGUAUGUUUUACAGGACUCUUGAGGUCAGUUAAAGGUCACUAUGAUUUACUGCUAGACAGCCCUGGUGGGAGGGGCCUCCUUUCUUCUGUAUUAUCAUUAUUGGUACAUGAACAUUUGCAGGGAGAGAAGAGAGGCGCUGUGCGUACCCAGAUUAAAGUCUGUUAGUACUUCUGUUUUCAUUGAAAGAACCUGUUUUGGCUUCCAUCAGCUGUGGGAAAAGUUCAAGUGUAGCUUAGUUUAAUGUAAUUUCUGGUUUAGGACAGAGUUUAAACUCUGUGAAGACUUUAGAGGUUGCAUCAAUGAUAGUUUCAAUGACAGCAUAUGCACUCUGUUUGAAGACCCAAUUUGCACAGAGCUUCCUAAAGAGGCCUCUGAUGUUGUGAAAUUUUGUUACAGAACAAAAGCAGAAAAGGAUGGGAAAGAGACAAAGAACAUUUUAAUCAAACAAUGUUUUAACACUUUGACUCUGCAUAUUGAGCAAAUCUGUUUUUUUGUGAUCCCCAGUAUCUUUUCUCUGAAACAUAAUUUGUCUUUCAGUUUAUUUAGGAAAUAUUGAGAGGGAGAAAUCAUUAAUAAAAUGUGAAAAUAUCGUCCUUUUGGUCAGCUUCAGAAGAACUUUACAGUGUCAUUUCCAUUCAUCCCAAUCCUUCAUGCAUCUAGCAGUAUUUCCUAUGUGGUCUCAAAAAGAUAAGUCAUUGAACUAUGACAGUGAUGGAAGUUUCUUAAACUUCUUUUCAAAAGACAUGGUAAGCCAAGUAGACUUGUGAAAUUUAAGUUCUCUGUAAGUACAUGAAAAAAUGAUCGUUGAGAAUUUUUGUACGUUAUUAUGAUUAUUUUCAUUUUAUUCGUGUGUGUUCGUCACUUUCAUUCCUCCACCAGGUGAACCUGUACUCAGACCCUCCAAAGCCGGGCCUCUUGAUGCAGUCAGGACUAAACAAAGAAGCCUCAAAAGUCAUGACGUUGGACUUCCCUCAGGCUCAGAGAGCAGAGGUCAACACUGCCCCUCUUCAUCAAAAUGAACGAAGCAGACAUCAGGGUAUGUUUCUAUUUCUGUCAUCUUUUACCUCUUUCCCUUCUUAAUCAGUGUUUCUUACCUUAGUUAGUCAGUUUGGCGUGUAUUGUGUAAUUCUUCUCUUCACUGCAGAGAGUUCGUCUGCAUGCCCCUCUACAAGAAGUCCAGGCCCUCAGAUUGGAGAGCAGCUGGCCCAAACUCUCUACAGUCAGACAGAAAAAUUCCUCCAGCAGGUAAAUGACCCCUUACAUCUGCCAAAUGUGAUGACAAUGUGAUAUGAGAAUGAAUCCAGUGUAAAAGGUUUCUUUGUUCAGCUGCAGACUGUUGAAGAUCUUCUGAGGAGAAGAAUACUCACUCCUGUCCAACAGAUGAGGGUAAGGACAACCACUCACAGUAAAUGUUUAAUGGUGACCUCCUAUCUAAAAUACUGGACUGAUGCCCCCCAUGUCUCACAGUGUGUCUCACAGCUUGCUGAGGGGUUCAACUCUUUAGGAAAAGGUUACCUGUUGGCAAGGGAUGAGCACAAACUCCUGCAGCAGCAAGGGGCAGAUUUGGGCCAUUUUGACCCUGAACGGUGAGACUGAUGUUCAAGAAAGUUUUCAGUUAUACCCCCAAACUUACGUGCACUCUAGGGCUGUAAUCGACUGAAGUAAUUCUUGUUCGACUAAAACCCUCAAAUGUUCGACCAAAAAAAUCGACUAAUGCUAAUGGGACGCGGUGGGGGGCGACGCGGCUCGGCGGGGUGAAAAUAUACCAAUAUCAGCACAAGAAGACAAUUAAACACAAAAGGCAAGUUGAAAAGCUCAAAAUAAAAAUAAAUAUUUAACAAACCAUUGGCCGCUGAUUGACGUGGUGGACGCUCUUUAAUCUUCCUAUCUCCAGCCCUAGUAGGUUGGGCGAAUCCAAAAUGGCGAAAACAAGGGGGGUGUUCUGAGACAGGGUGUUACCUGUGAAACCGGGGUACUCUGAAAACACCCCUAUUAGCACUUGGUACGUUCCUCCAGAUUAAAUUAACCAUAGACUGUAAAUCGACGCGGGAAAAAACCGAAUGACCAAUCAGAAUUUUAGUCGACUCAGCACCUAUCGACCAGUAAGUCGACUAGUCGACCAGGACUUCACAGCCCUAGUGCACUCUGCCGCUUCUUUCUGUUGUUCCUAUUAUUUCUUAUUUCUAUGCAUGCACGUGUGUAACAGGGAGCUGGAGGGGCUGAUCUUUCAGUGUGGGCAGCAUUUGGAAGAACUGAAGGAGCAGGUGGAACAGAUUCAGCAGGAGAUGCCCAUCUGUGAGGUUCCUCCCUCUCCAUGUCCUCAUCACACCUCUUCAUCUGUUUCCUCUGAGGAAGAAGACACUGAGACCAAACCACAGGUAACAGCGAUACAGCACUCCAUGUUUGAAGUGAAGUAUGGGUACUGAUUUUCUGUUACAAAUAAGAGUUUCAGCUUUUCUCUGAUUGUAUCAUUGUCAAAAGAAUAUAAAGGCCUUUGAGGAUGUAGCCCACUACAAACAAGUCAUUUGAAGCCGUGAUCUAUCUUCCCUCAGAGCCCACCUAUGUCUUCACUGGCGGAUCCAGAAGAGGCAGCAAAUGUGGUGGGGACCUCAGCCAGUACAGACGGAGAAACUCCGAAUUCUUCCUACCUCAAAUCUGUGGAUGGAAAACACAAGCGUGUUGACCAACAUCCUGAUACAAUAGUGGAUGAGUUAGUGCCUGUUUUUUUCUGUUUUGUUUUUCAAAUAUGCAAUCCUCUGAGUAAUUUAAAAAGACUUGCAGUGGUGUUAGGACAUAUUUUUCACCUAUAUUCUUUGAUUUUUUGCUCACUGUUAGAGGCUCUGAUUACAGAAAGGAGGCGCUUAACCGGAGCCAGAGAGAUGGAGUUCAUCAGUCUACAACUCUGGGAACUGACCGGGAGGAGAGAGACGGACCAGCUGAUGCAAAAGGAAAUCUUAAAGUCCAGAAAAGUCUUCCUCAGAGGUUUGUUUGCAGAGAAGCAAACAAGAUUGACUACAGCUUAAUCUGCAGCACAUUAGUACUUGCCAUAUUGUAGGUGGUAAGACUGUGUAUUUCUUUUACUUUGAUUAAAUGCUAAACAGACAAACUUUUUCUCUCUGCCGCUCUGUUAAUAGGAAACCAGUUUAUCUGGACUCCCCUCCUGUUAAUAAACAGCACACUAGCAGAUCCAGCUCCAUUUCAUGUAAGGUCUUCAGUCAGCCCACUAGCCCCUCUGCUCCUUGUCCCAGUGGCAGAAGAAGUGUAGAACUGGGAAAAUCCCACAGCAGCAGUUUGAGCAGUCUGGGAGAGAUUACUGCAUCAGAGAAGAGGAACUCUAAAUUCCAAACCCAAAUCCACAGAGUGCUUUCUCAGGUCAGUUCAUACUGCGGUUCUAGUUAUUUAUUGUUUUUCACAAUAAUGGAAUAGUUAAAAAUGAAGGGCUCAACAUCAUUAUCUAUUAUUUCCCAUUAAAUGUUCUGUAUGAUCAGGAUGGAAUCAUCUCUCCAGAGAUGGACAGUGGGUUUGUUGGUUCGGAGAGCAGCCAUCCGACACCUGCCGCAGCGCCCAGUCCUCUCCACCAGAGGGCGCCAGAGAGGUGAUGAAAACCUGCUUCAGGGCCUCCACGCAGUUUUAUUGCACCAUGAAUGUUACCUCCUGUUAUGCUGAACCCUUUCCCCACAUUUCUGAUCCUGUCUUUUGUGUUUUUUGUCUUUCCUGAUGCUGCAGUGUUUCACUGCUUCAGGGGGGGAACUCAGGGAAGCCGCAGACAGGCCCAAUCACAGCACCAUCUCCAACCUCCUCACUGUUACACACUCAAACGGUUGUUGAGCCAAGAGGGGCCCUCCAGAUCAGCCCAGACAUACCAAGAAGAAGCAGACAGAGACAGAGAAGACGCAGGUUCUCUGGCUCUCUACAGCGCUGGUCAGCUCAGGACAGAGCCGAGAGUGGGACCAGUGAGUUUGGGCUGGAGAGUGACAGCAGUAAGUCUCCGAGUGAAUCCAUCACUAAAUGUUUAAAUCUCUAAAUGAAUUCUGGUGCCUGCUAUAUUGGCUGUUUUUGUAUGUAGACUAUCACUUUUAUUUAUUUGUGCAUUCUUUUACUGUUCCCUUUUGUUCGUGCAGCCGCAUCUGAAGACAGAUUGAAUGUCCACGACACAGAAUCCAUCAACUCCCUACACAGCUCAAGCUCCUCCCCUGCUGAACAUUAUCGCCAUGGCAAUUCUUUUAGAGCACUGAACUCCAGUCAGGUGGCGGAUCGCAGGUGAGUGUGUUCAGCAGCAGCUGUGAUAGCUGUGCGAACCAGACCAGGAUGAAAAUAAAUUCUAAGAGGAAAAAAUCACUGUCUUUGAUUUUUCUUGAAUUCCACUUAUUUAUAACCGCAGGAUUAAUCGCAACAAGAAACCACUGAUCAAUAAAAUAUCUGUAUCAUUUUAUUUCUUUGUGUAUUUAAUUGCAGAGCGGGCUGCUAAUGAAUGUGAUAACAUAUGAGUAGGUAUUGUUUGCUGCUUGGUGUGGUGUUGCAUGAAUCCUUUUAUAGAGUUUGUGUGUUCCAGUAUAAAUGAAUUUACACCUGAGAAGAGAUUCACCUUGGUUACUGAGUAUUCAAUAAUUUCACACCACAAGUGUUGUAUCACUUUUACAUGUCUGUUUUGCCUUGGAUGAGUGUGGUGGUCGAAAACUAAAACAUACUGGGUGUUUCAAAUGCAGCUGUAAUCUAUUUAAUGUGAUUUCAAUUGUGUGUGCUUAAAGAGCGGCUGUCGAGACUCUGCAGGCAGAGGUGAGCAGACUGAAGGGAAGACUGGAGAGCUGUUUGAAAAAUCAGAAGCCUAUGUUUUCUCGUCGAGCUCAUUCAUCAGCUCAGGAGAACUAUACCGCCUCCACACCUUGUGACAGGUAUAUUUUUCGUUUCUAUAUGGUCUUAACUUCACUUGUCUUCUUUUUAUCCUUUUUAUGCAUUUCAUUGAACUUAUUCCUGUCGCUUAGGUCUAAUGAGAGAGGGAGUGACAGCAGCAGACAAAGGAGGGACAGAUGGACAGCUGAUGAUGUUGGGGAGUCCACAAUGAGACGAGCAACCAAGAGACCAACAUCUGCACACAGACAAACUUCUACACAACAUGAUGUCUGUAAGUGGAUCUAAAUUUACACCCCCUACUCAACACAGAACUCAGUAUGAAACACGUUGUAUAGGCACACUGGUACAUUUCCACCAGUGUAAGACCCACUGAGUAGACAUGUGACAGGCAGUACAUGUUGAGAUAACACACUAAACUAUGCUACUUUAUGUAGUUGUGCAUAAGUGACAGACAUGCAUGUACAUUAAUUUCAAGAAAGAAUACAUGUAAAGGAUUAUAGCGUAGAUUUAACGUAUGUAAAACCGCUUUUGUUUCCAUUGACAGGUGCAGAGUCAUCCACUUCUGAACCUCCUCCUCUGGUGUCCAGAUCAACUCAAACCUCUUCUGCAGCAAGACGCAGCCACGAUGCACACACUAACACUGUCCACAGCAGAACUCAGAUCAGUAAGAUCCACACAGAAAUGUAACAGCAUGUGAAUCAAAGACGCACAUGUUCUUUUCAACACAGUCUCAUAAGAAACAAAGUUUUUGGUUAUCCAAAUGUAUUUAGGAAAAGUUAUUCCACAACAGAUUGUGACCUUUCAGCUCAUCUGUGUGUGUGUGUGUGUGUGUGUGUGUGUGUGUGUGUGUGUGUGCGCGUGUUACAGAGCAACACCCUCGUGUGUCUGAAACAGCAGAUGAACCUGACAGCAGAGGUCGCAAAGCUCCCCUUUGUCCGCAGUGUUUGUCACGUCACCAGGGGCAACCUGAGAGUAAGACGGCUCCUCUCACCUUUUGUUUAGUGUUUUCUUCUUCAAAGCAGUUCUGAAUUGUCUUUCUUAAAUUUUCGAUAAAGAUACGAGCAGAAAAAAGCUGCAAAGAUCCGCCUUUGUUUUUAAUCCAGUUACUGCUCGCAUGGCAGUUUUAUUUUUUCAUCAACUGUACCGUUUGUAUUUUUCUGUCAAACCAGAUGUCGGCAGCAGAGAGCCAGCCCACUCUUCGCGCUGUCAUCACUGUCUCCACUGUGGAUGCUCUGAACAGACCAAAAGACCUGAGCCAGGUUAGACAGCAUGCAGUCAAAGCUGUGAUGCUGCUCACACAUACAAAUGCGAAGUUUUAAUUGCUUAUUGACCGGAGGUUAUCAGGUUCAACUUAUCUUACUCAAGGCCUUGUACUUGCUAGAAGAAUAAGGCUUUAAUUAAUAACUUUUCAAGACCUGAGACCUUUUCCAGCAUUAGCAACACAGUGACUGGGAUCUUCACAUAAAUCACAUCAGUCUGCAGUAAAUUAAUUCAUUUUAAUUACUGUAUGUGUUAACGGAGCUACUGUCCUGCCCUGUGGUUCACAGACUGUCGCAGAGUCUCAGACUCCUCCAAACACAUGACCUCCCAAACUGCCCAGCCUGCUCCUGGAGGUGUGAGCGGCAGACACUUCACAGCUGCAGCUCCACCUGCUGCACUUCACUGCAUGUCAGUGUGUCCUCCACCACUUCUGUGAGUAAUAUACCCUCUUACAAAACACCCACACCCCAGACAAAAGCACCCAUGGGGGGUACUAAAGAAUAGGGACCACUAUUCUAAGACUUUUGGUGUUUGUAAAAGUACCACAAGACAGUAUUUUUAGUGUUAUCUUUUAUAUUAUAUAAAUGUUUAGCUGUAACUCUGCGUCAAUAAAGCGAAUGUUUAUUUAUUAGCACUGGUCUCACUAUUUUUAAUAACAGUUUUAGAUUAAACUAACACUGUCAGGUAUAGAGAGCUAUACAGUAUUAAAAUAGUCAUCUUUUCCAACUUUAUUGUACCAUAAAACUUGCCAAAAUUACAAGUUUGACCUCUUAAUUAACUCUGUAUUUGUCAAAUUAAAGGCUCCUUUAAUAAGCUUUUUAACUUUAGUAGGUAAUAUCAGCCAAGACAUAAGUAAGAGACAUAAGGAAAUCUGAUAUUAAAGUUGUUGUUUGUUUUUUUUGCGCAUCAACCUCCCCCUUUUUUCAGGUUUUACUCUCUGCCCCUCUACGUAUCUCCUAGCAACAGCAGUGGUCAAUCCUCAGGGGUCAGAGGUCGUGAGGAGAGGAGGGUGAGGUUGAGACACUCCCUGUCCACUGACCGUCAGCUCUGCACGGACAGUUCUCUGGACAGAGCCAUAAGAGCAGCUCGAAACAUGAAACAUACGUCCGCACACAUGGCUCGCUCGCUGGCUGCAGGACUUCACUACCAGGAGCUGCUCACUCAGUCCUGCAGCUACUAGACUGAUGCCUUCAGUCAGUCAGUCAGAGCUCAUGGGCAGCUUAGACUGAGUGACGUUCAGUCAACCUCAGCAUCCCCUCUGUCUGGCCAUCACCAGGAGCAGACAGGAGUGAGGUUUGAACCAUGUGAAUAAAAAAUCUGAGGUCACCUCUGCUUUUUAACUUUUCUCUUGUGUGUGGAAUACAAAUGUGGCUGAUGCUUUUUUUCAUACUUGAUUGUAUAAUUUAUACACAUUAAGUCUCAGGUAGCAAACAUUUUGUUUCUUCAGCGGGAAAAAUAUUUUCACAGAUGUGCCGGCAAACAUUUAAAGGUGCAGUAAAGGUGGAGCAAUGAGCAGCAUUUAAAUAAAUAAAAACACUCUUAGACUUGGAACAAGUCUUGGACCAGGUCUGCCAGUGUGCGCUCGUUAAUUAUCCCCAUUUCUACACACUGUAUCUUUAAAUGACAUUCUUGACUUGUGUAGAGAAACAUUCCAUUAAUCAUAUUGAUUGUAAUUUAUUGAGUUUCUGUCUUUUGACAUUGUGUGUGUACUGAAAUAUAAACAUCCAUAGAAGUGCCUUCAAACAGCAGAUCCUCAAUUAUUGUGAUCUAUUUAUUGAUUACGUCUCUUGAUUGCUUAAACAGUCGUGUUUUUUUUUUCAUGUCUUGUGAAGUUAUGAUUUCAGUGUUAUGGUGAGUCUCCAUGUUAAUUCAGUAGCAUGUUGCACUGUUAUUGAAAUACAUUAGUCAUGCUGGGAACCUAUUUAAUAAGUAGUCAGUAAGUCAUCCUGCUGUCUAAUUAACAGAAUGAUCAUGUGGCCAUCAGUGACCUGGGAUGCUGGAUAUCCUCAAAGUUAGUUUGCUCAUAUGUUUAUUAUUUCAUUGAGUAUCUCCAGACUUGACUUUUUAUAUGGAAGAAUUACUGGAUAAGCUUACUGUACAUUUUUAAUAGUGAGCUGUUAAGAGUAAAAAUAUUGGCUAGAGAAGGAGGUCCAUUGUAGCUAACGAGCCUCCUGUGAAGGAGAGACUGUUUUUAUACAUCAAAAGAAAAAAAACUUUUAUGGUUUGAUCACAGAAUAGGACAGUGGAUAUUUUUUUGUGAUUUUUUUUUUUUAAUCUUUUUUAAAUUUUGUACUUUUUUUUUCAAAUUGUUGACCCAGAUUUUUAAAAAUUGUAUGGACUCAAAAAUAGAAACUUAAAAACAAAAAUAAAGCAAAUGUGGUGAACAAA
Xyrichtys novacula (pearly razorfish) is the source of this 18156-nucleotide messenger RNA. Lineage: Eukaryota; Metazoa; Chordata; Actinopteri; Labriformes; Labridae. The record is from the annotation of a GenBank genome assembly.